Besnoitia besnoiti is the source of this 1146-nucleotide messenger RNA. RefSeq names its product zinc finger (CCCH type) motif-containing protein. The transcript is spliced from 5 exons. The coding region runs from base 1 to 1146 and encodes 381 amino acids. Lineage: Eukaryota; Apicomplexa; Conoidasida; Eucoccidiorida; Sarcocystidae. Gene Ontology annotation, molecular function: metal ion binding; mRNA binding. The record is from RefSeq and is a predicted model, not a curated record.
AUGCUCAAUGUAAAUAUCUGCAGAAUAGACGCGUCUCAGCAUGUUCGUCCAGCUGGAGGACGUGAUGAGGAGGGCUACAGUGGCGUCAACAGGAUGUAUCCGGCGCCUAUCGAGCUCGACUCGAACACCCUCACACGCUUGAAUCUCUUCGUGAAAUUCUACAAAACCAAGAUGUGUCCGUUCUACAAGAAGAAGCGAUGCGAGUGGGGCCCGGACUGCAAGUUUGCGCAUGGGCGCAAAGAGCUCCGUUCAGGUCCAGACCUCUCGAAAACAAGGAUGUGCCCGUCACUCCAGCGUAGAGGACGAUGCGAACAAGGCGCGGCCUGCCGAUUCGCCCACCAUCAUGAAGAACUGAGAGCAACGUCUGACAUCUACAAAACUUCUCUCGGCUACCCGUGGAUGCUUCCAGAGUCGCACUCUGCCAUGGCGAUGCGCCGCGACAACGGAGCUGCUCAACAGGUGAACGCAAUGGAAAGGCGUCCAGCAAGUCUGAGGAACGCUACAACCCUGCCCGUCGGGACUAUGGCACCUAUCCAUGAUGCAGCAGGUCCUUCCACGGCAAUCUGUUCGUUACCAGAGUCUAGACAGUUCGGAGCCAGCAUGCCUGUCGCACGGCUGACUGAAAAUGAUGAAGUCGAGUUCUGCUUCCGGUUCUUGGUCCCUCGCGGAGCUGUCGUUGGGCUGAAAGGUGCUCAGCCAAAGAUGGUUGACGCCACGCCAGCAUGCGAUGGAAAUGGGGCCGGCCACCGCCAUUCUGACACAGGUAUUGAUCCAGCUUUUUUGAAAGCGGCCAUGUCUUUCUCGCCUGAAGUCCCACGCCUGGUUCCUGACUAUCCCUCGAGAGAGGCGGCGGAGUUCCAGGCGCCGGCCGCGUCUCUGCCUCAUCACGCCAGUAACAAUCCGAGCGCCACUCGACUUCCGCCUGCCCAACGGCAGCCAGAGUUACUGCCGGCAGAGCUUUUGCCAAAGUUUUUAUCCGCUGGCCUUGACGAAGACCUGCCUUCCUCCGACCGUGAGACAGCGUCGCCAAGUAGCGGCGCGAGCUCUUCGGACUUUCUGCGGGACUUCUGUCCUUACACGCCGCUGAGCGGACCCGCUUCCGACUACGACCUCCGGUUCCUCCCUGCAACAGCAUCUCCCUGGUGA